Maylandia zebra (zebra mbuna) is the source of this 507-nucleotide messenger RNA. Lineage: Eukaryota; Metazoa; Chordata; Actinopteri; Cichliformes; Cichlidae. The record is from RefSeq and is a predicted model, not a curated record.
AUGGCCAGAACGAAGCAAACUGCCCGUAAAUCCACCAGAGGAAAGGCUCCCUGGAAGCAGCUCGCCACCAAACCCAAGAAAGUUGACCCCAGCGUGGGCGAGCUGAUUGUGAAAACCGUGGCCGCUUCCAAGGAGCGCAGCGGUGUGUCCGCAGCUGCUCUCAAGAAGGCUCUGGGUGCCGGAGGCUACGAUGUGUACAAGAACAAGGCCCGUGUCAAGACUGCCAUCGAGAGCCUGGUGGCGAAGGGCACUCUGGUGCAGACCAAGGGCACCAGGGCCUCCAGAUCCUUCAAGAUGAACAAGAAGGCUACUGAAAGCAAAGCCAAGAAACCCGCAAAGAAAGCCGCUCCCAAAGCCAAGAAGCCCGCCGCGGCCAAAGCCAAGAAACCGGCAGCAGCUGCCAAAAAGCCCAAGAAGGCAGUAGCAGCCAAGAAGCCCGCAGACGCUAAGAAGUUGCCCAAGAAGGCCAAGAAGCCCGCAGCAGCGGCCACAGCAGCCACGAAGUAG